CCCUUCGAUACUGGUUACUCCGACUUGGGCCACUCUACUUCAGAGGAGAUCUACGUUCAUGGCUCCAAAGUUUCUAGCCAUUUUAGUGGUAGCUUUCGGAUGCUGCAUGCAGAAUGUAAGUCUAAUGCAUACAUGAAUUCAGAUGUGUUCAUUUCGAUGCCAACGGGAUCGGGAAAAUCACUCUGUUUCCAACUUCCUGCCGUCUGCUCAAGUGGUGUCGCGCUGGUGGUCUCCCCUCUCCUUGCUCUUAUUAACGAUCAGCUAGCUCAUUUAUCUCAUUUGCGAAUCAAUGCUGCCACUAUUAACUCUCGUCUGACUGAAAAGCAGCGAAAAGAUGUGGUAGAGAAAUUACUUAAUAGCAAUAUUAUGAAAAAUGGGUUGCCAAAAUUGCUUUACAUCACACCGGAACAGCUGCAAACAGAGGCUUUCGCAAACCUUGCCAAAAAGCUUUAUAAGGCGGGAUCUCUGAGUUACUUUGUGGUUGACGAAGCACAUUGUGUAUCAGAGUGGGGUCAUGACUUUCGACCGGCUUAUCUCUGCCUUGGGAAGGCACGAAACGCUCUUUUCCCUUCGAUACCGUGUAUAGCUCUGACUGCUACAGCAACACCUCGAGUUCAGACAGAUAUAAUCAAUAAUUUGCAUUUAGGAUUCAAAGAAUUUAAAUGUGGAAUUUUCAGAAAAAAUCUUUUCUACGACGUCGUUUUUGCGGAUUUGUUGGAAAAUCCAUACGAAGAUUUUCAGAAAAAUAUAGGUUCCGGAAUCAUAUAUUGCCGUACACGAUUUGAAUGUGAGACCAUGGCUUCGCGACUUUCAUCACAGGGAUUACCUACCCGGGCAUACCAUGCAGGACUUUCCAAAGAAGAUCGUGAAAGCGUGCAGCUGGAUUGGUCCACGGAUUUGAUACCUGUCGUCGCAGCAACCAUCAGUUUCGGGAUGGAUUUAUUGCUUGUAGGAAUCGGAAUCUUUUCACUUAGAGAGAAAUCACGCAGAAAAUACUCGUUAAUUUUCAUUCUGUUUAACAAUGAGACCAAUUUAAUGAAAAAAUUACAAUCACUAUCCACGAAACCGCCCACCGAAGCGGUGAUCCCAAAGAAUCUCCAAACCCUGAAACGCAACAAUGCAGCUGAAUCAAGCCAGCUACCUGCUAUCUUUCAAGAUGGCGGAGAAGCUCUCUUGAGAGGGCCUGCGAGACUGUUCUGGAAGAUCUAG
Molecule: messenger RNA, 1209 nt
Organism: Echinostoma caproni
Lineage: Eukaryota; Metazoa; Platyhelminthes; Trematoda; Plagiorchiida; Echinostomatidae
Source: the annotation of a GenBank genome assembly